GGGACAGCCGGGAGCGAGCAGUACCUUUUCUCUUUAUUUCUAUAGUCUACACGCAGUCUUCACAGCCAACCUGUAUGGUGGAUAUAAUAUUCAGCUCUUCUUUUUUGGAUGAUAUGGGGGAUCGCUCCAAAAAGAAGUCCGGACUUGCGAUGUGUGUUGGCUGUGGCAGUCAGAUUCAUGAUCAGUACAUCCUGCGGGUCUCCCCUGAUCUGGAGUGGCAUGCAGCUUGUUUAAAAUGUGUAGAGUGCAGUCAAUACCUGGAUGAGACAUGCACGUGCUUUGUACGGGACGGAAAAACAUACUGCAAAAGAGAUUAUGUAAGGUUGUUCGGCAUAAAAUGCGCAAAAUGCAGUUUGGGCUUUAGCAGCAGUGAUUUGGUCAUGAGAGCUCGGGACAGUGUUUAUCACAUCGAAUGCUUUCGCUGCUCGGUGUGUAGCCGGCAGCUUUUACCCGGGGAUGAGUUCUCUGUCCGGGAUGAUGAACUGUUGUGUCGAGCAGACCACGGUAUAUCUCUGGACCACGGCAGUCCUCUUAGUCCGGGAAACAUCAACAGCAGAUCCUUACAUAUGGCAGCUGACCCAGUGUCAGUCCGACGGAACCACAUGCAUAAGCAGUCAGAGAAGACCACACGGGUAAGGACUGUGCUAAACGAAAAACAGCUGCACACUUUACGGACGUGCUAUAACGCAAACCCGCGUCCAGAUGCGCUCAUGAAGGAGCAGCUGGUGGAGAUGACAGGCCUGAGCCCGCGGGUCAUUCGAGUUUGGUUCCAAAACAAACGCUGCAAGGACAAAAAAAGAUCAAUUCUCAUGAAACAGUUACAACAGCAACAUGGCGAUAAAUGUAAUCUGCAGGGUAUAACGGGUACGUCGCUGGUUGCAGGCAGCCCAAUAAGACAUAACCCUUCAGUGCCGGGACACCAGGUGGAAUUGCAAACUUAUCAUCCACCCUGGAAAGCUCUCAGUGAAUUUGCACUCCAGAGUGACUUAGAUCAGCCUGUCUUUCAACAGCUAGUCUCUUUCUCAGAAACCGGUUCUUUAGGAAACUCCUCGGGCAGCGAUGUGACCUCUCUUUCGUCACAAUUACCAGACACACCGAACAGCAUGGUACCGAGCCCGGUAGAGACGUGAGAACGACUGGUCGUCGGUUUUACUGCAAAUCAAACUCUCCGUAAUCCUCAUCACGGACGUGGGAAAUGAUAUUAGUAGCCUAUCACCGGACUGCUUCAUCAAACGUCUUGCAACCAGCUCUACUGAGGGCAGAGGAACCAUUUAUACGUCACCAAAUGGUGUGUCUGGAAUAAGAUUAUGGAAAGUAGACCUUCGGUAAAUGAGGGACCAAACUCAUUCCAAAUGGAUAUUCGUUAUGAGCGUUAUUAUUUGUGGUUUCUGGAUUUUUGAAAAAUAUCUUUUCGAAAGACUCAGUUUCAGAAGAUGGGAUUUUUCCCCUGUGAAAUGUACUAGUAGAUGCAGUCUCUGAACAAAAUUAAAUUAUUGUUAUUUAU
Paramisgurnus dabryanus is the source of this 1504-nucleotide messenger RNA. It is a transcript of the gene isl2b, whose product is annotated as ISL LIM homeobox 2b. Gene Ontology annotation, cellular component: nucleus. Gene Ontology annotation, molecular function: DNA-binding transcription factor activity, RNA polymerase II-specific; cis-regulatory region sequence-specific DNA binding. NCBI's taxonomy places the organism in Eukaryota, Metazoa, Chordata, Actinopteri, Cypriniformes, Cobitidae. Gene Ontology annotation, biological process: axonogenesis; neuron fate specification; positive regulation of transcription by RNA polymerase II. The record is from RefSeq and is a predicted model, not a curated record.